Messenger RNA from Stegostoma tigrinum, 3569 nucleotides. It is a transcript of the gene miip, whose product is annotated as migration and invasion inhibitory protein. Gene Ontology annotation, biological process: negative regulation of cell migration; negative regulation of G2/M transition of mitotic cell cycle. The transcript is spliced from 10 exons. Lineage: Eukaryota; Metazoa; Chordata; Chondrichthyes; Orectolobiformes; Stegostomatidae. Bases 484 to 2175 code for a protein of 563 amino acids. The record is from RefSeq and is a predicted model, not a curated record.
GCACCCGACCAAUCAUCGGCCGCUCUCGACGAGGGGCCAACAGCGGGAAGAAAAUCCAGUUGAUGGAAUGGCGGCGCCCUCAGGGCCGGAGGGACGUUUGGAGCUGAGUGCGGCCAUAGAGUGAUCACGAAGAACGUUUGGCAUUGAGGGUUCAGCAUUGGCUGUGCCUUAUCCCUGGGACAUUUCUCUUUCUUGCUGUCCUUUUCACUACUGUUGCUGGGGCAAUUUCAGAUUUCCUGUUUCGGUACUUUACUCUCCCAAACACUGGGACUUGUUGUUUGAUAUUCUAUCUCUAACGGACAGUCAAGAACAUUCUAGUUUCUGAGUCAGAAAGUUGUCGGUUGAAAUCCCAGUAUAGUGGUGUCUUGUGGCGCUAUGGUAGUGUCCCCAGCUCUGAGCCGGGAGGUUCAAGUCCCAGUUGCCUCCAGGGGUGUGUGAUAAUAUAUCUGAACGCGUUGCAACUGCUGAGUUACCUAUUGAAAGAUGUCCCACUCUGACUAUCUGCAGUCCCUUCGAGAUCAGAACAAACAUCUGCUGCAGAAGCUGAGGCUAAAGCAGCUCAAGAUUCCAUGGAAUGUGCCUGUGCCCCUUGAUAGUGGUGAUGGAUCCUGUCGAGGUGCCAUCAAGUCAGUGCAGAGCAGAUCUUCUACAGAAUACCAAGAGAACUGCAAUGACAAGCGUGCUGAGCAGAAAGGUAGAAAUUCACUGAAGAAUCCCAAUAUGAAGGACCAGACUCAUUCAGAACUGCCAGGUCCAGAGAUGUAUGAAGAUGGUUUGCAGCAGUUCGAUGAGGUGGUUGUGACUGAGUCCCGAAAUAGAAAGGAAGCGUCUCGUGCUGCACUGUUCAUUCCAUUGGCACACAGAAGCAGAAAGCAUGGCUGGACCCUUGUUGCUGGAGAUGGAGCGGGCGUGAAGCAGUCAGGUUGGCUACUUGGGAGUGGAGUUAAGGUGAUUCCCAACAUAGAACAGAAUUGUUCGUUGUCAGUUGGUAUGUCACCUAAAGGUCGCCUGAAUGCAAUGGAGACACUAGACUGUAAAUUGAACAAACUGAAGCCGGAGGCCAGACCCAGAAGCACCCCUUGCAAAUUGCUGACUGACAGCUAUGUGUCAAAAAAUUUUAAAUGCUCAACUCCUUUUACCAAGCCUCCUUCUGCACCAGGGUUAAUGAAGGAGCCUGAAUACCCUGCUUCGGUUACCCAGCUUUGUAGGGAUGUAACCAGCUUUAAGGAAAACAGCCCCAGGCAUCAUUCUCACUUCCUACAGAACUUCUGUGAAGACCCAAAGCGAAGGUCCAAGCUGGAGCCACCACUUUAUGUAGAACAACUGUUGGAUGAGGGUAAUGAUCGAUGCAGAGAUCGGUUUAUCAGAGACAUUCAGAAGCCAAAACCAAUUCUCUUAGAAUCUUGUGAUGAGGUGGCAAAGGUGGAUACGGGUCAUGUCACAUUUCUGUCUCCAAAAGAGGAGUCCAACCUUAGAGCACAGGUUCAGGCAGUGCGACCCUUCCUGGGCUAUGAUUGGAUUGCAGGUCUGAUGGAUAUUAACUCGCCAUUGUCAGAAAAGUCAGAGCAGUAUUUUUUGGACCUACAGGACUUCCGACGGGUGAACAAGGAUGAAUGUGUGCACCAGGAAUACAUGGAAGCAGAAGAACUCGAUGUUCAGGCCACAGAUCAGGAGAAACUUGAUUACAACUGUCAUGUUCACCAGUGCACUCACUCUUACCGUGUUAAUAAUCGCUUAUUUGCUGUCCCACUGGAAUCAGCAGCACCCUGCCCUAUUUGUAAAACUCCUAAGUCAAAGCAGUCACACACUCUGGAGGAGCCUGCUUAUAUCAGAGUCAGCAUCCCUAGAUCAACCUUGCUCCCACCACACAAAUACAAGCUACACCGUAGGAAGAGCUUUGAUCCCACAGACAGUCUGUCAUUGCCUUCACACUGUCUCUUGGGCUGGAGGAAUGCCUUGCCCUCAACCACUCCUAUUGCGAACACCCUGGACUUACGUAGCACAGUGGAGGCCGAAAAGAUUUCCUCUCCAUUGGCCCUUAACCUGUCCAACCCGAGUCCUGCUGCAUCUCGAGUGGCUGGAGGUACCAGAUCCGAUGAACUGCUAAACCUUACCCAUUUGACAGCCUACCAGUUUCAGAGACUGAGACUAGACUGUCCUUAUUCAACAUCCUGAUAACAUCUAAUGCCUCUGGACAUAUACAUGUUUCCAUUCCAGUGCUUGACCUUUGUUGCACCCCAAUGAUUUUUAAUUGGUUUUAAUUGUAAAGUCUGGUUUGGGGAUGUGUGCGGGUAGUGACCAUUGAAAGUCCAAGAAAGGCGGAGUGGGGUAGUGGCAGACAAUGUGUGUUACCAGCAUAUCAUAUCCUGGCUGUACAAAUCAGUCUUGUUUAAAGCGAAAGGAAUUGUAAAUAUCGGAGGAAAAGUAGAACAGUUGUACAAGACAGCAAGCCUGAGAGAGGUGUUAAAAUUCAACCUGUCCAUGAAUCAGAGUUUAUUGCUUAUUCUGCAUUGAGUUUCUAAGUUGUAUUCACCUCAAUCAGCCAUGGCAGAUGACGGAAACCCUGUUUACAUAUUUAUCUGUGGGAUACAGUAAAGAUAGUGUUUGUUGAGCAAACUCUAUGGAGUUGCUUGAUUGCUAAUUGUGCCAAACCUUUCUUGAACCGAUAAGACAGCUGGAAUUGAAGGUCUCAUGAAAUGAAAUUGAUUGUGUUCCCGUUUGUCGGUAUACUGAGCAUGGCUGUGUAUUUGAGAGAGUGCUCUUUCUGUGCAUCCACUUUAAUAGAGAAUGACAGAUAUUAAACCUUAGGUACUGCAAACACAUGCCAUUUGCAGUUAGUAAGCAGCAAACAUCAGUUGAUAGCUGAGGAGAAAAAAGUUAUUAAUAACUUUCCCGUGUAUCUUUUAAAAUAUUGUUUUAAUGUUUGGUGCCAAUGAGAAAUCACUGGUUGAAUAAAUUGAAACAGAUGAAAGAAGGAGGUAAUUACUGGUGAAUAGUAUGACUGGGGAUGCAGUGUUGCAAUAUCAAAUGGACAAUGAGCAUCUCUGUGCACAAACCCUGAUUUGGCUGCACCGUUGAUGAAAAUACUAGCUUAUGACGAAAAAUUGAAAAUUCCAAAAUGAAAUAUGGGAGAUUACACUCUUGACUAAAGCGAUUUCAGCAAUCAUGUUGUCAGUAAUUGUGGGAGAGUCAAUGCCUUCUGUUCAGUCCCAGUAUUCCCUGCUGAGAGAGGUGUUAAAAUUCAACCUGUCCAUGAAUCAGAGUUUAUUGCUUAUUCUGCAUUGAGUUGGGAUGGGACAGAUAUCUUGUCAGAACUAGAGAUUUGCUCGGUUGUGACUUGCUGUAAAAAAAGAGUAUGAUCAACAGGCUGUAUCUGCAUUUGAUGUUUCAGUUUAGCCUGUAAUUUUCUGUCUUUGUCUGAAAUUGUAACCUGAAUGCUGCAUGUUUUAACCAUUGAUCACUGUGCAAUGUUCUGCUUGCUAGCUGAAGCCUCAUUUUGUAAUCUUUUACAAUGUUUAAUCUUUUAAAGCCCUUUACUGUAAUCAGAUUUUCACUUUGAAACUCUCUCA